Messenger RNA from Heterobasidion irregulare TC 32-1, 1086 nucleotides. RefSeq lists its product as uncharacterized. Bases 1 to 1086 code for a protein of 361 amino acids. Lineage: Eukaryota; Fungi; Basidiomycota; Agaricomycetes; Russulales; Bondarzewiaceae. The transcript is spliced from 3 exons. The record is from RefSeq and is a predicted model, not a curated record.
AUGGAUGACGAUCUUACAUUUGGCGCGUCUGUGUGGGCUAUGCCCGGUGAAGGAGCACUCGCCUCUUCUCCGGUACAGGUUGACAACCCCACACUUCUCCCCAUAUCUCUCCCCCUAGAUCAAGACACUACCUUCGAUGACUUUGACGAUUUUGGACCACCAGCCAAUACCAUGGGUGCUGUAGGUGAUACUGAUGAGUUUGGGGAUUUUGGAGACUUUGGAGAAACGGAGGAAACCGGGGAAGAGUUUACAGGCUUCGACGAGCAGGCACCCGUGGCAGGCCCGUCUACGAGAGAAUGGGAACCUCUUCGACUCAAUCCGCUACCUUCUAGGAAGGAGCUGGAGGAGCAGAUAGAAGAGAUUUUAGAUCCAUUAUGGUCAACAGAUGACCUUUCACAAGCCUUUACAGAUGAAGAUAUCAGAGAAGUCGGGGGACUAAGCCAAAUCUUGAUCACACCGGAGAGCCGUGCACUAUACCAAACAUUGUUUCCUUCCACACCUCCUUCUGCUCCACCACCUAACUGGACGCGCUCACGAAUACGACGGCAACAUCUCAUAACACUCGGAAUUCCUGUCAAUAUUGACGAGUUCCUUCCGCGCGUUAGCGGCAAGCAAAUGCCUGCGCUACAAAUCUCCACUCGACCGAUGUCGGCACCUCCUGGUCCUCGGCAUCUGCCUCUAAACAAUGGCGCAGCGUCGACGAACAACUCUAGGAAUAACUCCAGAGCUGUCACUCCGGUGUCGACAACGCCAUCUCGAACCGGGCCCACCGUUGCAUCUCAGUUGGGACUGGGUCCGAAGCCACAGCUGGACGAAAAGAAAAUCACAGAGCUCUUAGAGCUCACGCCAGAUGACUUGUCUUUGCUGCCUCUCCCUGCAUUAGAAAGGCAUUUGGCCAGCCUACAGGCCCAGACGGCAAACACUUCCGCGCUCCUCACGCAUUCGUUGCAAACGCGAGAGGCGCUCCAGCAGGACUCCGAGACAUAUAAUAAGCUAAUUGGGGAACUCGUUGGCGAAGCACAGAAGAUGAAGACAGGGAUCGGUAAGGGGCGGACAGCGAUCAGACGAGGAAGUGGGAUGGUUUGA